GGCAGAGGGCGAACGGCCCCUCCAGGAGGGAGCCAGGAGAUUACGCAGCUCCAUGUAGGUCCACGCUUAGGUUGGGAGGAUCCACUAUGAAGAAGGUCAAGAAGAAAAGGUCAGAGGCCAAACGCCACCGAGACUCCACCUCCCAGCAUGCUAGCUCCAAUUCCACCUCUCAGCAGCCUAGUCCUGAAUCCACACCACAGGAGCCUAGUCCUGAAUCCACACCACAGCGGCCUAGCCCUGAAUCCACGCCACAGCAGUCCAGCCUUGAAACCACCUCCCAGCAGCCGGCAUCCCAAGCCCUUCCAGCACCCGAAAUCCGCCGCUCCUCUCGCUGUCUGUUAUCUCCAGAUGCUAACAUGAAGGCAGCCCCUCAAUCCAGGAAAGCAGGGCCUCUGACUCACGCCGGCCCACAUUCCUGCUCCUGUGCCACUUGCCCCUGCAGCUCUGCUUGCUGGCGUCGUCUGGGGCUGUGCCAUAGCCGCAUCUUCGAUGUCCUUCUGCCUCGGGACUGGCAGAUGGCGCCAGGGAGAGGACUCCCCAACCUGCUCACCUUCUACAGAAAACCUUCAAGAAAACCCUCCAGUCAUCGUAACACGUGUCCUCCAAGCCCUCGGAACUGUGGCUGUGGCUCUGGGGGCUCUAGGAGCUGCCUACUACAUCACUGAAUCCUUGUGAACAAGCCCCUAGGCCCACAGUCCGGCAGGUAUGUGGAGCAUUCUGUCCCUUCGAAUGGAGGUGAUCUUUUCAGGUGGAGCAAGCCCCGGCCUCUCAAGAGAAGCUUGACAGUGGAGUGACUCCUUCCUGGGCUCAGAGUCAGCCAGCAUGGCCCUCUAGGGAAGACCUGAUGUUCUCGAUGCUAGACUCAUUAUUAUAAUCAUCUGAACAGAGCCCCCACCUCCGCUGCCCUGGGAUGGUUUCCCUGGUCAUGGACCCUGGACGAGAGGAAAUGGGAGGGAUGGGGACAAAGUUUCCUACCCAUCUCGGACCUUUUUCCCUGCCUUGAAAGCUUGCCUCCUACCCAAUCCUACCGGUCUGUCACCCAUAAAGCCCCCUUCUUCCAUGAAACCUUCCUCCAUCUUCCCAACUUCAAUGAUGUCUUCCAUCUUCUCAAUCCCUGUCCUCUCCACCUGUGCCUCCUGUGUUGUGGAUGAUGCUGUUGUUUGCCUGUGGCCUGUCUCCCAGCUGUCCUGCAAGAUCCUUGAGGGCAAGGGGCAUGGCUCACACAGCCAUCUUCCCUCACCCCUGGAAGCAGAGCCUGAGACUGGGGUUGGAUGGACAGGGUUUAUUGAGGAGGUGCACUCAGGGAGUGAGGGAGGGAGGCAAGAGGAGGCAAGGGAAGGAGCUGAGAAGGAGGAGGCCAGACCUCAGCUUGACCCUGUGGGAGCCCUGGAACAAGAAUUACAACACAGUUAGUCUCAGCAGAGGGGAGAGGCUUGCCCCCUGGUGCUCCUUCUUGUCAAUGCUUGGCUCUAAGGGUUGGGUAGGGACUGCAUGUCUUUGUGGAAAGAGCAGCUCCCUUUGGGCUGAGGGCACUUCCCUAGA
Chlorocebus sabaeus (green monkey) is the source of this 1542-nucleotide messenger RNA. RefSeq names its product spermatogenesis associated 3 (gene SPATA3). The record is from RefSeq and is a predicted model, not a curated record. Lineage: Eukaryota; Metazoa; Chordata; Mammalia; Primates; Cercopithecidae.